AUGCUGCUUUCCCCCCCCCGCCGCACUUCUUGCAACAACAACAUUGCGCCAUUUUUUAUAGAAUCUGUCGCAUUGCACGCUCACGGUUCGCAGACUGAUAAUCAACUCCACGCAAAUCCAAUCUCCAAAACAGGAAAAUCGAAAUCGAAAUGGCGGCUACAACUCGCGCCCGCACUGGAAACUCCAAACCCCGCCUCAUCGCGGCCCUCACCCCUUCCUCCUCCACCACCAAAGCCAAGGCCAACACCUCCAAGCCGCGCGACACCAAAGUCGCCAAGCCGAAAGCUGCCACGGGCGCAGGUGUCGUCAAGGCCAAGAAGCCGCGCACCAAGACGGAGAAGGUGGUGGAUAAGAUUGUGGGAACGGGUGAGAAGGUUGUUGGGGAUGUUACAGGAAAGCCGGGGAAGAAGGCUGCUGGAACGAGGAAGGCUAGGGGCACGGAUAGCAUGACGACGAAGAGGGCGCCGAGGACGAAGAAGGCUGUUGUCUGAGUGCGUCUUUUGCACUUUGCGCAAGUCGAGUGAGAGGCACGAGCGACGAGUGCGGAUGGAGAUGUUUCCUUGUUUUUUUCCUCUUUUUUUCUUUUACUGCGUUCGGAAUGUGUAAGAUACCCCAAUGGUUUAAACGUACUAGGAGUAGUGGGCGUGUUGAAUCGAAUCGAAUCGAAA
This is a messenger RNA of Parastagonospora nodorum SN15, 668 nucleotides long. RefSeq lists its product as hypothetical. Bases 1 to 450 code for a protein of 149 amino acids. The transcript has 4 exons. The record is from RefSeq and is a predicted model, not a curated record. Lineage: Eukaryota; Fungi; Ascomycota; Dothideomycetes; Pleosporales; Phaeosphaeriaceae.